Rhizophagus irregularis DAOM 181602=DAOM 197198 is the source of this 324-nucleotide messenger RNA. NCBI's taxonomy places the organism in Eukaryota, Fungi, Glomeromycota, Glomeromycetes, Glomerales, Glomeraceae. The record is from RefSeq and is a predicted model, not a curated record.
AUGUCUAAAAACACAAGUUCAACGCAGGAAGAGGUUACUAACAAAUUUAUAGAAGAGAUUUACAAGAAGUAUUUGGGUAUAGAAGACAAACGUAUUAGGGAGUUAGAAGUUGAUGUAACGGUCAAGGAACGAAUGAAAUUAGAAAAAGAAGAAGUUAGAAUUAUUACCGAAAAAUUCAAGGAAAAGAAGAAAGAACAAGGCACGAGUUUAUCUCACAAAAAAGUUAAGAAUAACUCGGGUCAAACAAAGAAAAAUUUUCAAGCAGGAGGCGUAAAAGUCGGAAAAUUCAGAUACACAAAAUUACCCAAAUGGAAUGAUCACUGA